Messenger RNA from Esox lucius (northern pike), 3511 nucleotides. It is a transcript of the gene arhgef3l, whose product is annotated as Rho guanine nucleotide exchange factor (GEF) 3, like. Bases 244 to 1806 code for a protein of 520 amino acids. The record is from RefSeq and is a predicted model, not a curated record. Gene Ontology annotation, molecular function: guanyl-nucleotide exchange factor activity. Gene Ontology annotation, biological process: positive regulation of Rho protein signal transduction; intracellular signal transduction. The transcript is spliced from 14 exons. NCBI's taxonomy places the organism in Eukaryota, Metazoa, Chordata, Actinopteri, Esociformes, Esocidae.
GAUACACGAAGAUCUUCUGGUAGAGGAUGUGGUUUAGGUACGAGGCCAAGAGGAAGAGAGAGAGCGGGGGCAGGGAGGGUUUUGCUGUCUCUGUCUUUGCCACUGAGAAGAGCGACAGGUGCCGGGGCUUAAUGGAGGAGAGAAUCAAAGCUACGGUUUGUUAAUAAAACUUGUUUUUGAGAGUGUACUGGACGACGUUCAUAGUGUCUGAGAUGAUGCUUUUAUGAGAGAAAACCAGGGAGGAUGGAGAGAGAUGAAGGAUAUGCAUGGACUUCCUGGUCUGAUGUUCAGAGGGAUGCCCUCUCCACCAGUCCCUCAGACCAUACAGGGAAGAAGAGAAAGCAGGACCCUGAAUCUAAGGUAGUGGUCAGGAUCCUUGAGGACCAGAAUGAGGAUGAAGAUGAGGAUGACGAUAUCACGUCCGACCUGAUGAAGGACUCUGAGGAGCCCAGCACUAAAAGGGUUAAGCCAGUCGUAAAGGGUGGAGGAGGUACAGGCAUGAUGCAUCCAAUCAAAACGCCUGCUCUGAAACGCCUGGGACAGAGCAUCACGCGUUCCAUUAGUUUCCGGACAGAGGCACGACCUUUACCCCCAGCUCCUAUUCGCUCACGGCAGAAAGCUUCGUCAUUCCCACGGCGACGGAGCAGCCAAUGCUGGAGCGACACGGUGGAGAGCCAUGACCUUACAGCCAAGGAGAUCAAACGACAAGAGGUCAUCUAUGAGUUGACCCAGGGAGAGUCACAGCUGAUUGAAGACCUCAGCCUAGUUAAGAAGGUGUACUAUGAGCCGAUGUUAAAGCUGGAUAUCAUGACAGAGAGUGAACUUGGUCAUAUUUUUGGUACUCUGGACUCUCUCAUACCCCUCCACCAAGACCUGUUGUCUCGGCUGGAACGUCUGAGGGGAUCGGAGAAGACAGUCGGGGCUGUGGGUCAGACACUGUUGAACUGGUUCCCUUCUUUGGAGCCGUAUGUGCAGUACUGCUGUAACCAGGUGGAGGCUAAGGCACUUUUGGACCAGAAGAAGCAGCAGAAGCGAGUGGAACACUUCCUGCGUCUUUGUCAGGAGUCGUCUUUCAGCAGGAAGUUGGACCUCUGGAACUUUCUUGACCUCCCUCGCAGCCGAUUGGUCAAAUACCCACUGUUGGUUCGGGAGAUACUAAAGAGCACCCCUCCGGAACACCCCGACGAAGACACACUGCCUGACGCCCUGGACUUGAUCCAGUCCGUUGUGUCCGAGGUGGACAGGAAGACCGGGGAGGCGGAGUGUGAGUUCUAUAAGCGGGGUUUAACCUACCUGGAGGAUGGACAACGCCUCCCUGAGAUCAAGCAUUCUCGAUUCCUCUACAUCCAUGGGGAGCUGAAGAACAAUAAGGGCCAGAAGCUCCAUGUGUUCCUGUUUGAGUUAUGUCUGGUUCUGACCCGGUCGCUGGAGGACAGAGAAGGGGGAGUGGCCUUCCAGGUGUAUCGCCAGCCCCUCCCCACAGCCACCCUCUACUUGGAGGAGCUGCCCGACGGGGAGGGCGGAGGGGGCGGGGCCUUCAGGGGGGCCUUCACCAGUGGGAACGAUAAAGUGCGGAACUGUUUCAGAGUGAGCAGUAGGGGGCGCACUAAGGCCCAGUCCCACAGUCUCCAGGCUAACGACUCCUUCAACAAGCAGCAGUGGAUCACAUCGCUGCGACAGGCCAUGGUCCAGUCACGAGACCGGGGGACCCAGGCUGGCCAGUCCACCCCAGAUCCCGCCCUCUACCACAUUGCGGAGCUCAGCCUCAGCUCCGACACAGAGAUGGCAGACCAGAGCAGCCAAUGACAGAGCAGACUAGAGCAGACUAUCAGAGACUGAUCAACACAUUCAUUAUCAAUGCACAAUGUUCCCAUUAAGGUACAGUGGCCCUAAAAUAAUGUGACCCCCUUGAACCUUUCCACAUGGUAUUAUGUGUUGCGAGUAAAAAUCUAAAUAGAUUGAAUAAGGUGUUUUCUGCCAUUAAUCAACACAAAAUAAGUGGAUGAUGUUAAAGUGAAAAGAUUUAAUCUGCUUACUGUUUUCAAUUUAUUACAAAAAUGUAAAAUAAAAUAAUAGAUGGCAUAAGUAUUCACCCCCGCUGUUAUAACACACUUGAAUAAGCUGUGGGGGGCCCAUCUGUCUUUAGAGGUCACGUGAUUCGUUGAAUGGACUCCACCUUUGUAUAAUGAAUGUGUUUAACAGGUUUCAGGUUAAAUACUCCUGACUCAGGGAGGUCCCACAGUUGAUUAGUACAACUCAUAACAAAAACUAAAGCAUGAAGGCAAAGAAAAGCAUGAAAAUGAAAGGAAAUUUGGAAUAGGUUUCUUCAAAAGCAACAAUCCAGUGGUUGGAUUGUAAGACCUUUUCCAAGGCAUUGAAUAUCCCCCAGAGAGAGUGAAUGGAGAGAAUAUGGCACAACUGUCUACAGCAAGCCAUCCCAAAAAGUAUCCGACAAGAGGGUACUAAUCAAGGAGCACACCAAAAGGCCGGUGGCAACUCUUAACGAUUUUCUGGUGGCUGGGGGUCACUGUGCAUACAGCAGCAACAGCUGGGUUGCUUCACAAAAGUGACAUUUUGGACAAGUGGCAAAAAUGUAACAAAUCCCAUCAAAUCUCAGCUAAGGUUUUCCAGGAGAGACCAAAUGGAAGAAAAUUCUACGGUCUGAUAGAGCUUUUUGGCCUCCACACUAAGCGUUGUGUUUGGCACAAACCUAACAUAUCACAUCAUCUUGAGAACACCAACCCUACCAUGAAGUAUGGUGGUGGCACCAUCAUUCUAUGGGGUUGCUUCUCUGCAGCAGGGCCUGGAAAGCUUGUGAAUAUAGAGGGACACAAUGGAUGCAGCAAAGCACCAGAAAACCUUGUGAAGUCUGCAAGAGACCUAGGAUUUGGUAGAAGAUUCAUCCUCUAGAAGGACAGUGACUCCAAACAUAUAGUAAAAGUCAUACUGGUGUGGCUUAAAAAAAAAAAGGAAAUAUCCUAGAGUGGCCCAGUCACAACCUGGACCUUAGUCCAAUGGAGAAUAUGUAGCAUGAGUUGACAUUUGCUGUUCACCAAAGGUCCCCAUCCAAUUUAACGGAGCUUGAGAAAUUUAGCAAAGAAGAAUGGGCCAAAAAUGCUGUGUUCAGAUUUCCAAACUGGUAAAGAUUUUUCCAAAUAUUUACUAAAGGGGGUGAACACUUAUGCAACACUUUCUGUUUUGUUUUCAUAAUACAUUUAGAUUUUUUUUUCACUCUGAUAUUAUGGACUUUUUUCUAUUGACAUGUAUACCAAUACAAGGUAUAUUGACAUGACAGGAUUUAUUCAACCAGAAGUUUAUUAAACAGGAAGUAUUUACAGGUGGAAUUAUUAAACAGGAACUAUUUAGAGGUGAGUUUAUUAAACAGGAAAGCGAGGUUUAUUAAUUAGUAUAUUAAGUUAGCCACCUGCUUCUAUAGCCCCAAACUCAUAAACCCUUUUAAUUCUAAAAUCUGGACCACACUAUUAACAUCUGGCCUAAGCCUAAUCUAAAC